AUGACAAGAGGAUGCAUCCAGGGCUCAGUCUGUGGACCGAGCUUCUGGAACAUCAUACUGGAUGAGCUCUUUGAACAGAAACUACCUCCGGGCUGCUACCUGCAGGCAUAUGCAGAUGACGUUCUGUUAAUCUCGGGUAUCUGGGGAGAUGCAGUCAAAUAUAAAAAGGUCUGUAAAAAAUUACUUUCCCUGCAACGUGGUUUCGCUGUCAAAACGAUACGGGGCUUCCGUACUGUCUCCACUAUCGCUUCCAUCACACUCGCACAAUUUACUGCACUAGACUUGAAAGUUCAAGAGGUAUACACGGUAGAACGUGCUAAGCUCACGGGCUGCUCUCCAUACCUCUCUUCAGAUAUAAAAUUGCAUAAGCGCACACCACCAACUAAACUUGCUCACCCUGCCACUAGACAAGCGGGUAUCUGGGGAGAUGCAGUCAAAUAUAAAAAGGUCUGUAAAAAAUUACUUUCCCUACAACGUGGUUUCGCUGUCAAAACGAUACGGGGCUUCCGUACUGUCUCCACUAUCGCUUCCAUCACACUCGCACAAUUUACUCCACUAGACUUGAAAGUUCAAGAGGUAUACACGGUAGAACGUGCUAAGCUCACGGGCUGCUCUCCAUACCUCUCUUCAGAUAUAAAAUUGCAUAAGCGCACACCACCAACUAAACUUGCUCACCCUGCCACUAGACAAGGUAUACAAUUUUCUUCAGCAUAUGUCCAAAAUGACAUCGAUAGACUUUGCCCACCUGACAGCACCAAAAUAUUUACUGACGGCAGUAAACUGGAAAAUGGUGACGUUGGCGCAGCAUUCGUUAUCUAUAAGCCGAAUGAUGCGCCCAUAAUUCAGAAACUUAAACUACACAAUAGCUGUACCGUCUUCCAAGCUGAGCUACUAGCUAUAGAACGCGCUGUUAGAUGGGUCCAAGAUUCUAAUAUUGAAAACGUAGCCAUUUUCUCUGAUAGUCUGUCUGCCCUACAGGAGUUAGAGAAUAAAAACACUACCAACAGUCUUGCAACAAAAACUCAUGAUCACUUGCGAAGCCACUCUGGAAACGUGAAAUUUGUGUGGGUUAAGGCCCAUGUGGGUCUCGAAGGGAAUGAAGCAGCAGACGAAGCUGCGAAAAGUGCUGCAACUUCUCACCAAUCACUCGACUUCGCGAAAUUCCCAAUCAGCCAUGUCAAACGACUCUCACGCGAAGCUAAUAGGCUUUGUAGCGAAGAACGUUACACUUCUUCUACUACAGGAGUGCGCACUAGAACUUGGCUUCCAAGCCUGGACAGUGUAACAAAACUAUAUGCAAUAGUGAAACAAUCGUUCCACUUAACUCAAGUCCUUACCGGUCACGGCUAUCACCGGCAAUACUUACACCGGUUCAAGAUAGUCGCGACCGAUAAGUGCAAUUGUGACCCCAAUACUGUCCAGGACAUUGACCACCUCCUUAAAGUAUGCCCAAGAUAUGCCCGGCAAAGGGAGACACACAUAGCCUUGUGUAACCAUUUAGAUGUGUCUCCAUUUGACAUACCUGAAAUNUAA
This is a messenger RNA of Ostrinia furnacalis (Asian corn borer), 1533 nucleotides long. RefSeq lists its product as uncharacterized. The transcript has 3 exons. Lineage: Eukaryota; Metazoa; Arthropoda; Insecta; Lepidoptera; Crambidae. Bases 1 to 1533 code for a protein of 510 amino acids. Gene Ontology annotation, molecular function: RNA-DNA hybrid ribonuclease activity; nucleic acid binding. The record is from RefSeq and is a predicted model, not a curated record.